Messenger RNA from Kockovaella imperatae, 1790 nucleotides. Its product is annotated as P-loop containing nucleoside triphosphate hydrolase protein. Gene Ontology annotation, biological process: mitochondrial respiratory chain complex I assembly; iron-sulfur cluster assembly. Bases 450 to 1448 code for a protein of 332 amino acids. The record is from RefSeq and is a predicted model, not a curated record. Gene Ontology annotation, cellular component: mitochondrion. Gene Ontology annotation, molecular function: 4 iron, 4 sulfur cluster binding; ATP binding; ATP-dependent FeS chaperone activity. NCBI's taxonomy places the organism in Eukaryota, Fungi, Basidiomycota, Tremellomycetes, Tremellales, Cuniculitremaceae. The transcript has 8 exons.
CGUCGGAUCGCCCGCGCCCGUAGGUGACCGCGUGGGUCAAAUUAGUCCCCGUUUGGUGACCGUCGAAUAUUCAGUAGACUCCAAGCUUCUCCCUUAUGCGACUGAGGACAGUAUCGUAGGUUUCCCGACAGACAGUCAGGUCCUCUUCGAGGUGGUGAUCACAAGGCGUCUCGGGAGUUGUCCCCAUCCCAUCCUCUUUUUUCUUUAAUAAUUCCAACGAUUCAAUUCAAUUCAAUUUACGAGAGAGAAAGUCAUCAUCGACGUCAGUCGUGGUGUCGCUCUAUUUAUACAUUGCAUCUCAUCACAGGGCGACAUGUCAUGGCGAGCAGCGAUCGCUGAUGUAAGCUGGACUACUAGAGCAGCAGGAGUGAGAGUUGCAAGCUCGUCAAGGACAACGACACUGCGUUUCACCACCCGAACACUUCACACUGGUCGUCGCUGUCAGUCUCAUGAAAAUCCACUGGUGGGAGUUCCAACCCGACCUCCAUGAGAGUCACUCGCAAGCUGACACUCCCGUCUUGUGCAUGCAGGGAAUACCGCGUAACGAUGUCCGUAUACCACCCACUCUACCGCGAAGAGGGGCAGGCCCACCACAAAAGAGCAAGAUAAGAGGUGUCAAACAAGUCCUUGUGGUGGCUAGUGGGAAAGGGGGAGUGGGUAAAUCAACCGUUGCGGCAAAUAUAGCUCUAUCUCUUCUGUCUACCUCUUCGUCGUCCUCCCGACCGAGGAUAGGUCUACUGGAUCUCGACAUUUUCGGACCAAGCGUGCCCAAGUUGAUGGGUCUGGAGAAUGCGGGCGAUGUCGAGCUUACGGACGCGAGCCGAUUGAUACCGCUCCAAAAUCAUGGAAUUCAGACCAUGUCUAUAGGAUACCUUCUUCCCCCGAAUCCAGCGAACGACUCGCCAGUCGUCUGGAGAGGAAUGAUGGUAAUGAAGGCUGUCCAGCAGCUCCUGUUCGACGUAGACUGGACAUCAGGAGGCAACGAUCUCGAUGUCCUCGUCAUAGACAUGCCGCCGGGGACUGGAGACGUUCAGCUCAGUCUGGGACAGUUGGUUGUCGUCGAUGGCGCCAUCAUCGUUUCCACGCCUCAGGACGUGGCGCUCAUUGACGCGAGAAAAGGAGUGGGCAUGUUCAGGAAAGUCGACAUACCUAUCAUCGGGCUGCUUCUCAACAUGUCACAUUUCACCUGCGGAAGCUGCACAACACAGCACGAACUCUUUGGCAGCGCUGCAAAAUUUGAAUCGGCUGCGCUAGAUCUCGGUCUCCCCAUAUUAGGACGCAUACCGCUAGUACCGUCAGUCAGCGAUGGUGGAGAUGCAGGUCGCCCCAUCAUGGUUCAAUCUUCACCAGAUGGCGAAGAAGUCCGAGAGUGUAUGGGAAACAUCGGAUCAACGGUAUGGCAUUGGCUUGCUCGACAACCUGCCUCUCAGGCAGGCACGAGAGGGUAAUGCAAAUUUGUGCUUGGAACUCUGUGGCACUUCCAUGAUCGCCACCCUACGCCUGGCACUCUCACUCCUUUGCCGACCUCCUUUCAGUCUGAAUUAAAGAGUACAAUGGUCGCCUUGGGGUCUUCUCUCACCUUGGCAUUCUCACUAGCACAGACGACUUAAAAAGCUCGUCGAUCGAGAAUUGCAUUCCACUUCCCACAUUCCAUGACCACAUUCCAUGAUGUCUGCUGAUACCAGUGUUCUUCCUGCACUGCAUGUUGACCUUAUCUUCUCCUUCGAUCGUGGUGCGGAAGAUGUCACGUGGCGAAUUACCGAUGACUCUGCGUCCGUUCCUAAUUCUCU